Molecule: messenger RNA, 357 nt
Organism: Mixia osmundae IAM 14324
Lineage: Eukaryota; Fungi; Basidiomycota; Mixiomycetes; Mixiales; Mixiaceae
Exons: 3
Coding region: 1-357 (118 amino acids)
Source: RefSeq, a predicted model, not a curated record
AUGUACGGCACAGGCUGGUGUCCGCCCUCUGCAAGCUCUACGACGCGCCACUCCGUAGAGACACCUGUCCUGCGCAUCAAGCUUAUCACCUUGUCUCCCGGAAGCACAGAGACAGGCUUCAAAUGUAAUCCGUACAUCUACGCCCAACAGAAACCAGAACCGUUCAUCUGCUUGCCUUACGCUUUCCCCAAUAUACAGCCCGGUACAGAUGACUACUUUGUUGCUAUCUACAUGUCUGUCGUGCCCACCUCGUUUCCCGACAUGGACCCGACGGCGUUCCAUACAUGCUGCGAAGUCCAGUUCGAACAGCGCGUAAUUGCGAGCUGGUCGGAGCGUGAGCUCGCUAUUGCCAAGUAA